AUGCUGUUGCUUGCCUUCCCAUGCUCCGAGGGCUCGUCCUGCUGUCUUGGGAGCGGAGAUUGGCCGCUGGACCCGCACGAGAUACUCCUGCAUCCGCAAGAUCUGGAGCACCUACGGGUGCCGGGCUUCGGCUACGUUGCGGUCAACCGCAACAACGGCAGCGUCGACGCCAACAGCAGUAGGAGCAAAGGUGGCUGCCACCGUCGUUCAGCAGCACAAGUAGAACACAGCAAUGCUGCAGCACAGGAGGAGGAGGAGGAGGAACGCCAGAAGCCACUCGCCUAUUGCAGAGCGGUUCCAGACGACUCUCUGGCUCCGGGCGAGACUCGAGCUCCCGCGUGGCUCCUGAGUGCCGCGGGAGUACAGCCCCGGCAGCACCUAUCGAUUUCUCGCCCCUCCGAGGUUCAAGAGGCUGAGAAGUUAGCCGCGCCCUUGCGAGGGGAUGACCAAGAACAGCACCAUCUGCUCCGUGUCCGUGUUGAUGUGGCCCUCAAGCACCGACAAGGGGAAGCGGACGCCUCGGCAGGGGACUGCCCAUCUCCUGCCGGCAACGGGGACUUUUCGCAAAACGUCCACAGCGGUGGUUAUGUUAGCAAGUGCGACAGCCGCGCUAUCGCGAGACGCGUUUCUGGGUGCAUGGUGCGCGACGGGUCGCUUCUGGCUGCCGAGGUUCUGGGCGAGACGGUCCUUCUGCAGGUCACGGCCAUCUCUUGUGGCAACGACGACGGCGGUGAUGCAUCCCCCGUCAAGCGGCCUUUGAUAAUCAACUCGGGCACUGAGGUUGCGUUGAUGAGACCACAAGAACCGGAGAGAUCUCGGAGUCCACCCGUUUCGUGGGACGGGCAGCCGGUUUCACCCGGAGGGGAGCAAAGCCGCCGCCGCCGCCGCCCAAGGCGCCGACCCCAACUGCAAGCUACCAAGGGCUGCGCGGAAACCUGGGCUCGGCAGGCACCAGGCUUGGAGGCUGCUCUGAGCGAGCUCCGUGCCCUUGUCCUCCUGUCUGUCGGCGGCAACAGCGGCGGUGCCUGGUCAGGCGUCCUACCCGCGGGGGUCGCCCUUUGCGGCCCCUCCGGCGUCGGCAAGACUCUCUCGCUCGACCUUCUCGCCGAAGACCUCAGCGAAAACCACGGCAUCCACGUGAUUCGCCUCCUCGGGCCUCAGAUCCUGGCCGGCUCCGGCCAAGGCGGAGGAAGAGGCGGCGUUGGCGGCGGGACGAGAGCCUCGGCAGUGAGCUCGCCGUUGCAAGGGCCGCUCGGCCUGGCCCUCUCCGAGGCCCGCGCCCGCGCUCCGUCCGUCCUCGUCUUCGACGAACUCGACGCUCUGUUCGAUGCUUGCGGCGGCGACGAGGGCGGAGACACCGCCCCCCUAGGUGAGGGGGCGAGGGCGAACGCGGCGCUGCUCGAGGCGCUGGACCGCGCCUCCGCGAUCGAGGGAGUGGCCGUGCUGGGUGCGACUCGCCGUUCGCCGGGCGGGAAGGGGGGCGCCGGGUGGGCGGGGCUGGAAGAGGGCGAAGGUGGAGGACGCGACGGUGCCGCCCUUCCCGCGGCGUUCCGGAAGCCCGGCCGAUUCGAUAGAUGCGUGACGAUCGGACCCCCUACGCAAGCUCAGCGCGAAAGGAUCCUUUCUAUGGUUCUGUCGACAGCGGCAGGGGCGGCGGAGUUGGAGCUUGAGCCGCUUGCAACAGCCCUUCAGGCGCGGCCUGUUGCUGGAAGUACGGCCGACGAGAUGUCAUCGGGAAAACCCGUCGUAAUUGCUUCAAGAGAUGCACCGGACCUGGAGCCGGAGCGAGAACCGACGACAAUCUUUGCCGAUAAGGACGACGCUCGAGGCGGGCGAGGAGGGGGUCGAGGUCCUUCAGGCGGAGCAGAAAGAAAGACGGAAGACAGCAACAGCGAGUCAACGGAGGCGGGCGCAGCGGCGGCUGCCAUUGCGGCAGAGUGGGCCAAGCGCCUGAGCUCGCUGACCCCUGGCAUGGUCGGGGGCGACCUGGAGCGUCUCGUUCGCACGGCGCGGGCACGCUCCUUGCAGCGCGGGCGGGACCCGGCGGGACAACAAACAACACAGCCCUCGCCCCCCAGGGUUUUGAUGUGGGGAGACGCGAUGGCAGCGGUUGCCAUCACCGUACCUCGGUCACUGCAGGGAUUAGACGUGGCAUCGACCGGCAGCGGCGGUGAAGGUGGCGGCGGCGGCGGCAGCGGCCCAACGUGGAGCUCUGUCGGCGGUUUCUCGGAAGCGAAGCGUCGCCUGCAGCGGCUGGUUCAGUGGCCGUGGCUUCACCCCGAAGCGUUCGCACGAAUGGGGGUGUCCGCGCCCGCCGGGGCGCUGCUGUAUGGGCCGAGCGGGUGCGGCAAGAGCCUCGUGGCGCAGGUGUUGGCGACGGAGUGCCUGGCGAAUUUUUUGUGGGUCAGGUCGUCGGAGCUGCUCUCUAGGUACUUGGGCGAGACCGAGGCCAAGCUGAGAGCCCUGUUCUCGAGGGCCCGCGCCGCGGCGCCCUGCAUCCUGUUCCUCGACGAGCUAGACGCGAUCACGGCGAAGCGCGGCGACGGUGGCGGCGGCGACGAGGGCGAGGGGGGUGGAGGGGCGGGGAGCGUUCACGCGCGCGUUCUCAGCACGCUGCUCAACGAGAUGGACGGAGUCGCGUGCGGUGAAGGUGGCGGCACGUCGGCUUCGUGGCCGUCGCCGACGGGAGGCGGGGGGGUUCUCGUCCUCGCGGCGACAAACCGCCGGGGCGCCCUCGACGCCGCGCUGCUCAGACCGGGGCGGCUGCACGAGAGCGUGGAGCUGGGCUUCCCUGGGAAGGAGGACAGGGAGGGGGUGCUAAGGGUUCACGCGGGCCGCUUGCCCCGCGGGGCGGCUGGGAUAGACCUGGCGCGGCUUAGCCAGGACGACGUGUCGGGGGGGCUCACCUGUGCCGAUCUCGAGGCAGCCUGUCGGGAUGCGGCGAUGAUGGCAGUGAGAGAGGAUCUACACGGCGCGAGAGAGGUGCGCCCCGAACACCUCCGCAAGGCCUUGAAGGAUCGGGUCGCCGGACGCCUCAGAACCCGAAGGUUCACCUUCUCCAUCGGACAGAAUCCCUAGAGGGUGGCCUACAUAGUGCAAGAGGUUUUGGUGUAAUUGAGGGCUGCGCUGAGCCUUCUGAGAGCCUUGCGCACAGCGAAGGAGCUGAGAUGAUUUUUCCUAUAUUUCUUUGUCUAAUACCUGGUAUGUACCUCUAGCGCCUCCUUCACACGUCCGCUUUAGCGAGGAUGCACGGCUCUUCUCCGCAGCGUGAACGUACCACACUUUGUUUUUUCCUGAGUAUUGCCGCGAAUAUCCGAUAAAUCGGUGUAUCGUGUACUCUGUGGACACCGGCUGGUGCAUAGUUUUCGCGGCAAGGCAUGAACAUUCUCGGGCUUGGACAACCUCGCCUGCAAUCAAGCAGCGAGGCGUGCGUAAUGGUGGAGUUGGGUCGGCACUGGUGCGUCAGGUAUGCAGAUGCGCGGGCCUCUAGGCCGUCGGUGUAGGCAGCAAUGCCUAUCUCACCUUUGUGCGCGGAGGCAGACGUCGUCAGAAAGGUGGACGGGCACUAUGCACACGGCCCUAGGUUUGCUAGAGGGAGCUAUACUGUCUCAGUAACCUGGUUUUGCCAUCAAAGGAGGAGGGGACAGGUGGUGACGAGCUGAUUGGGCUGGUUGACCCUUCGGCGCGAGAAUUUUCAGACCAAGAACCCUAAGUGCAACGAAUGAGAAAGCGAGGAACCGACUGGGGAGGACAG
Ectocarpus sp. CCAP 1310/34 is the source of this 3754-nucleotide messenger RNA. NCBI's taxonomy places the organism in Eukaryota, Phaeophyceae, Ectocarpales, Ectocarpaceae. The record is from the annotation of a GenBank genome assembly.